This is a messenger RNA of Rasamsonia emersonii CBS 393.64, 1296 nucleotides long. RefSeq lists its product as uncharacterized. The record is from RefSeq and is a predicted model, not a curated record. Gene Ontology annotation, biological process: piecemeal microautophagy of the nucleus; endocytosis; exocytosis. Gene Ontology annotation, cellular component: membrane; intracellular membrane-bounded organelle; cytosol. The transcript is spliced from 6 exons. Lineage: Eukaryota; Fungi; Ascomycota; Eurotiomycetes; Eurotiales; Trichocomaceae. Bases 1 to 1296 code for a protein of 431 amino acids. Gene Ontology annotation, molecular function: sterol binding.
AUGAGCAACAACUCCAUAUCUUCCAUCUCCGGCUCAGAUGCUGCCGAAAAAGCUGUUGAUGAUUCAUCGAAGCUGAAAACUUUCGUUUCAAUUCUUCGAAAGUUUAUCGGUGUUGCAGACAUUGCAUCCGUUCGCUUUUCUCUACCGUCACACCUUUUAGAACCCACUCCUAACCUAGAAUACUGGAACUAUCUGGAUAGACCAGAAACUUUUGCCAGCAUUGGCACGUCGGAUAAUGAGUUAGGUCGGAUGCUGGAAGUUUUAAGGUUUUGGUUCACCAAAGACCUGAAAUAUAUCAAGGGAAAGCCAUGCAAACCGUACAACUCGACGCUCGGUGAAUUUUUUAGGUCUUACUGGGAAGUUGAGCGUACUAAACCACCCAUAAUCCCGUCCGGAAACAGUACAACAAAUGAGGGUGCAACGGUGGUCGACAGCAGCGAUGGCCCAGUGAAGGUCUGUUAUCUGACUGAGCAGACGUCUCAUCAUCCUCCAGUCUCGGCAUUCUACAUUGAUUGUCCGCAACGAGGAGUCUCGGCUCGAGGAUUUGACCAGAUUAGUGCCAAGUUCACUGGCACAAGCAUCCGCAUUGGCCCCGGCGAGCAUAACCAUGGUAUUUUUGUGACCCUCGAAAAGCGAGAUAACGAAGAAUAUCAACUCACUCACCCCUGGGCUCACCUUGGCGGCCUGUUGAGGGGCUCAAUUUCUAUCACAGUAGCGGGGAAUUGUUAUGUGACCUGCCCGAAAACAUGCAUCAAAGUCAUACUCCAGUACAUUGAAGAAGGAUGGGUUGGCCGACCCCAGAACCGGGUGGAGGGAGUCAUAUUCCGAUACGACCCCGCAAACGAUGACAAGACUAGGAUCAAGGAUGUAUCGCAGAGCGACGUGCUUGCCCGCAUCCAUGGAUGUUGGCGUGAGCAGAUAUAUUACACGUUGCCCGGUUCAUCAGAACCUCAACUUCUAGUUGAUGUCACACCUCUGUUUCCCGCGAACAAGAUUGUUCCACCGGAAGAGCUCCAGCUGCCAAACGAAUCUCGCAAAUUCUGGUCAAAAGUGACGGCGGCAAUUCUGAAGAAACAGUACAAUCAGGCAACGAAACUGAAACAGGAGAUCGAAGAGCACCAGCGAGAAAAGGCGGCCGCCAGGAAAGCGAAGAAUGAAGAAUGGAAGCCACGCUUUUUCACCGGAGCCCUGACUCCUGUGGGAAAGCCUGAUUUAAACGAGGAAGGAAAGAAAGCUCUCCGGGGUCUGUAUGAAGGCGACUUCUACUUGGAGGAGAGUAAGGUUACUGGUGCAUAG